Messenger RNA from Elaeis guineensis (African oil palm), 2642 nucleotides. Its product is annotated as receptor-like serine/threonine-protein kinase SD1-8. The record is from RefSeq and is a predicted model, not a curated record. Gene Ontology annotation, biological process: protein phosphorylation; recognition of pollen. NCBI's taxonomy places the organism in Eukaryota, Viridiplantae, Streptophyta, Magnoliopsida, Arecales, Arecaceae. Gene Ontology annotation, molecular function: protein serine/threonine kinase activity; ATP binding. Gene Ontology annotation, cellular component: plasma membrane.
UGUCCUUCUCCUUUUGAAUUACAGCCAUUUGGAAACAUGAGAAGGCCUCCCAUAUUCCCAUCGCUUCUCUUCUUCCUCUCCACUCUCUUCUCCUACUCCAUUGGAGGUGACAUCCUAACUCCAACCCAGCCCCUCACCGACGGCCAGACCCUGAUCUCAGCCGGCAGGAUCUUUGAAUUAGGCUUCUUCAGCCCUGCCAACUCCAACAACCGGUAUGUCGGCAUAUGGUACCAUAAGGUGUCGGUGCAAACCGUCGUGUGGGUCGCCAACCGCCAGCACCCAAUCUCCGAGCGCAAGGGAAACCUAUCCAUCACCGCCAACGGAACACUCAUCAUCACCGACCAGAAUUCCACCACCAUCUGGUCCUCGGGCUCGUCGGGCCUCGCCAACCCGGUCGCACAGCUCUUGGAUACUGGUAAUUUGAUAAUUAGACAGACCAGCGAUGACACCCAUGAUCCGAAUAGCUUUGCAUGGCAGAGCUUCGAUCACCCGACCGACACGCUACUUCCGAGCAUGAAGCUCGGGUGGAACCUAACGAGCCAUCUCAACCGCAACCUGACGGCGUGGACCAGUUCCAGCGACCCGGCGCCGGGCUACUAUUCUAUGGCUAUGGAUAUCCAGGGCGACCCGGAGAUCUUCCUAUGGAACGGAGCGCACCGGGUGUGGCGCGCCGGGCCAUGGGUCGGCCAAAGGUUCAGCGGCGUCCCGGAGAUGAAGACCUACAGCAUGUUCAAAUUCGACUUCGUCAAUGACCAGGACGAGAUCUACUACUCGUUUAACAUCUUUAACGAAUCGAUCAUCUCGAGGCUCAUCGUGAACCAGUCCGGCGUGACACAGCGGAUGGUCUGGCUCGAGCAGAGCCAGAUGUGGAGCAUCUUCUGGUUUGCACCCAAAGACCAGUGCGACAACGUGUCGCCGUGCGGUCCGUUCGGGGUCUGCGACCCUAACAACUCGCCGAUAUGCGACUGUUUGCAGGGUUUUGAGCCCAAGUCGCCGACGAAUUGGGCUCUGAGGGAUGGGUCGGAGGGGUGCAAGAGGAAGACGGCGCGGGAUUGCCGGAACGGGACUGAUGGGUUCGUGACGGUGAGCGAUGCCAAGCUGCCGGACACGUCGGGCUCAACGGUCGACAUGAGCCUGAAUUUGGAUCAGUGCAGGGCUAAGUGUUUGACGAAUUGUUCGUGCACGGCCUUUGCGAGUGCGAAGACCAGCGGGGAUGGGUGCAUAAUUUGGACUACGGAGCUCACUGAUCUUAGGGUGUUCGGGUUCGGUGGACAGGAUCUCUACGUCCGGGUAGCAGCGGCUGAUCUAGGCUCAGCGUCAGACCAUUCACACCGGAACGACAUAAUCGCGGUCGUGGUGGGCUCAGUGCUGGGGAUUCUACUGCUUGGCUUCAUUUGUUGCUGCUUCUGGAAAAAGAAAAAGAGGACAAGAAGACAAGCUCAGUCCACGUUAGGUAGCGUUUCCUUUGCCAGCAACUACAUUGAUGAGAGCACUGAAGGAAGGGAAUUGGAGCUGCCUUUAUUUGAUUUGGGAACAAUUGCAGCAGCAACCAACAACUUCUCUAUCCAAAACAAGCUUGGAGAAGGUGGCUUUGGCCCCGUAUACAAGGGCAAGCUGGGAGAUGAACAAGAGAUAGCUGUGAAGAGGCUUGCAAAGACUUCGGUGCAAGGCCUUGAUGAGUUCAAGAAUGAGGUAAUGCUCAUUGCCAAGCUUCAGCAUCGGAACCUUGUACGACUUCUUGGCUGCUGCGUUCAAGGAGAGGAAAGGAUGCUGAUCUAUGAGUACAUGCCUAACAGAAGCCUGGAUGCCUUUCUAUUUGACAAAGCUAAAGCUGCACUGCUGGAUUGGCGGACCCGCUAUCACAUUAUAGUAGGGAUUGCUCGUGGAAUUCUCUACCUUCACCAAGAUUCUAGAUUUAGAAUUAUUCAUAGAGACCUCAAAGCUAGCAACAUUCUUCUCGACAAAGAAAUGAACCCCAAAAUAUCAGACUUUGGCAUGGCAAGAAUAUUUGGAGGGGAUGAGACAGAAGCAAACACACGAAGAGUGGUUGGUACCUAUGGAUACAUGUCUCCUGAGUAUGCCAUGGAUGGUAUCUUCUCAGUGAAAUCAGACGUAUUUAGCUUUGGUGUUCUAGUACUUGAAAUCAUAAGUGGCAAGAAGAACAGAGGGAUUUACCUCUCUCAUCACCACGUAAAUCUUCCAGGACAUGCAUGGAGUUCAUGGAAAGAAGGUAAUGGCUUGGACUUGGUGGACGACUCAAUAGUUCACUCAUUUCCCGUGUCUGAAGCGUUGAGGUGUAUAAAGGUGGGUCUCUUGUGCGUUCAAGAACACCCGGAGGACAGGCCAACAAUGUCCUCCGUAGUGUUAAUGUUGGGCAGUGAGAACACCCCUCUCCCAGACCCUAAGCAGCCUGGUUUUGUUUCAACGAAAGGUCCCUUGGAAAUUGAUUCAUCAUCAAGCAAGCAAGACUCACUAACUGUAAAUGGCUUAUCAGUUACAAUAUUUGAAGGCCGAUAGUAAAUGUAUGCAACCAUAAGAAAUAGGAAAUUUUCUAAUGUGGAUUGGGAGAGAGGAUGCCAUCCUACUUGUUCUUUUAAACUUUUGCUUUGCUUUGUUGGACCAACUUCACUGUUCUAGGUCUA